This is a messenger RNA of Pantherophis guttatus, 2143 nucleotides long. It is a transcript of the gene FEZF2, whose product is annotated as FEZ family zinc finger 2. NCBI's taxonomy places the organism in Eukaryota, Metazoa, Chordata, Lepidosauria, Squamata, Colubridae. Gene Ontology annotation, molecular function: DNA-binding transcription factor activity, RNA polymerase II-specific. Gene Ontology annotation, biological process: regulation of transcription by RNA polymerase II. Gene Ontology annotation, cellular component: nucleus. The record is from RefSeq and is a predicted model, not a curated record.
GUUCCUUUAUUCUGCUCACCCCUCCCAUCCGUCCAGACCUGGGCUGAACGUUUGGCUGAGAAAAGAAACCCUCGCCCCGCUUUCUGCCUCCCUCUCGCUUCCCGCCUGCCUGCACGGUGGCCAAAAUCCCGUCUCACUCGGCUUGAAGUGACUUCAUGUGAUGUCAGCUUGAAAUGCCAGAGACGUUCGGGAAGAUGCUUGCUAUCCAGGUCUGACCGGGCGGCUACACUGCGGGGCUCGGAUGCGUCGGGCAAAGAGAUGGCCUCGUCGGCUUCGCUGGAGACGGUCAUGCCUUCCGCCUGCAUCCGGACCGGAGCCUCCAACCCGGCCAAGAGCCUGGCCUUCUCCAUCGAGCGGAUCAUGGCCAAGGGCUCGGAGCCCCAUCACAAACCCGCCGCCGCCGCCGCCGCCGCCUUCGAGGCCAGGCCGAGCGAAUCUCCCGCCAAGAAGCUGCUAAGCCUCUGUUCGCCUCUGCCCGGCGUCAUCCCGGUCCAGCCGCUGCCGGCCUACGAGAUGCCCUCCAAGGCGCUGCUCAACUACUCGGAGCUCUGGAAAGGCAGUUUGCGGCACUGCGGGGCCGCGGCGCUGGGAGGCUCGACGGGCGCCUUCUGCAAGAGCAACUGCGGCGCUUGCUGCAAAGGGGAGCUCCCGCCUCCGCCGCCCCUGGGUCAGGCCGCCUUGCCGGGGGCCGGCCGGGUGAUCAAACCCCAAGUCAUCCACCAGACUCUGGCCCUGCCGGCCAACGGAUCUAGCCUCUACUACUUCAACUGCCUGGACUCUUCCGCCUACCACCCGUCGGAGAUCCUACAGGGCCAACUCUUCGCCUCCGGCCUUCUGCAUUCUCCGAGCCCGGCCGCCGCCGCCGCCGCGGCUGCUGCAGCCGCCCUAUCCGCCCAUCAGAAACUCUUCCUGCUGGAAAAUGCCAAGUUGGCCGCUUUGGCCCCGCCGGAGAAGUUCCCCAACCCCCAGUACCCCCAUAAAGAGCGCCUCCCGGGCCAGCUAGACCAGGUGAUGAAGGAGAACUCCAGCCUGGCCGUCGAGAGGCCCAGCGGGAAAGCCCACCACGCCAAGCUGGGCGGGGGGUCAGGCGCAGGAAGCGGCGGAGGCGGCACCUCGGCCGACGGGAAGCCCAAAAACUUCACCUGCGAAGUGUGCGGCAAGGUGUUCAACGCCCAUUAUAACCUAACCCGGCACAUGCCUGUUCACACCGGAGCCAGGCCCUUCGUGUGCAAAGUUUGUGGGAAAGGUUUCCGCCAGGCCAGCACGCUCUGUAGGCAUAAAAUCAUCCACACGCAGGAAAAGCCCCACAAGUGUAAUCAAUGCGGGAAAGCCUUCAACAGGAGUUCCACGCUAAACACUCACAUUAGGAUCCACGCCGGCUACAAACCCUUCGUCUGUGAAUUUUGUGGCAAAGGAUUUCAUCAAAAAGGGAACUACAAAAACCACAAGCUGACCCACAGCGGCGAGAAGCAGUACAAGUGCAGCGUCUGCAGCAAAGCCUUCCACCAGAUCUACAACCUAACCUUCCACAUGCACACGCACAACGACAAGAAGCCAUUCACGUGCCUCACCUGCGGCAAAGGCUUCUGCCGGAACUUUGAUUUAAAGAAACACGUGCGGAAGCUGCACGACCCGGCCGCCGCCGCCGCCACUGCGGCCGCCGCCGCUGCCGCCGUGCCUUCCUCCAAAGAGCUCUCCAGGACCGGACCAAGCUAAAAGUGCCCGAGCGCAGCACCCGCGCACGGCAAAGGCCGACGGAGCGGAGGUCUUGUUCCUCCACCCAAGACUUGGAGCGACCGUAAAGGCCAGAAACAAAGCCCGAGAGAAGGACCGGGGUUUUUGGUACGCGUGUCAAAAUAAAAAAAAAAAAAAAAAAAAGGAUGCAAACAUAAAUGCAGACAUAUAUGUAUAUAUGUAAGUAUAUACAUAUCCUUGCGAGAGGGAAGGAAGGGGAAAAAAAAAACAAUUUAAUACUCUGUUGCUGCUACGGAUUCCAGGAGUGUUUCCAGGAUUGUAAAGACAAAAUACACCGGCCGAUCAAAUAUGUAUAUAGAGGACUGUAAAUUUAAAUUUUAAUGUCCACUCGAUUAAUUAAGGAAUAUAUCAUCUUCCAGGCAAUAAAAAUCGCUUAAUGUGAGUCGUA